GUCGGUGGGGCCCGGCCGCUCUCGCCCACCGCCGCCAGUCAGCCGCAGCCUGCCCCAUGGCGCACUCGCUGCUACCUGUCCUGCUGCUGCUGCCUCUGCUGGCCGCCGCGCAAUCCGAUGGUGACGACUGCUUGUUUGUUGAUGGGCGAGAUGGCACUUGCAAGCCACUGCCACGCUGCACAGAGCUAUUUCAGCUGCUGCAGGCAUCACCCUCACGACAGACCAUAGAACUGCUUUCACGCUCGAACUGUGGAUACCAGGGCAAGGUUCCAGUAGUCUGCUGCCCACAGCAAAAAAUCCAACCAAGUGGCUUUUCUUCCACUGAUGGUCUUCCUGCUCCUAUCUCAGAGCAGCCCAACGAUGUGAGUCUACAUCCAAGAGUGGGUCUUUUACCAUUCAGUGAAUGUGGGCAUGCAGAGAGUGAUCGAAUUAUAGGUGGAAAUGAAACAGGAUUAUUUGAAUUCCCAUGGAUGGCUCUCUUAGGCUACAAGACACGUGAUAAUAAGUUUUAUGGAUUCCGUUGUGGAGGAUCACUUAUUAAUGGGAAGUACGUCUUAACUGCUGCCCAUUGCAUACCAAAUCCACAUGACCCUUCUGGAUUAAAACUAUCCACGAUAAGACUGGGAGAGCAUGACCUCAGAAGCCCAAGAGACUGUGAAGACAAUGGGCUAGUUUGUGCACCAGAACCACAGGACUUUGAAAUUGAAUAUGCAAUUGCACAUCCAUCAUUCACGAAAGACAAACUUCAAAAUGAUGUUGGUCUUGUGCGUAUUCGAGGAGAAGCUCAAUUCACAGAGACAGUGAAGCCAAUCUGUUUACCAGUUGGAGAAGAGCAACAGUAUAUGAACCCUAACAAGAAGAGGAUGAUUGUUGCUGGCUGGGGAGUUACUGAAACAGGAACCAGCAGUUCAAAGCUUCUCAAAGUGACAGUUCCAGUUGUACCUGUACAAAGAUGUGCUGCAGCAUAUAAAAGAACUAAUGCAGUAAUUAACAUCAAACAGAUAUGUGCAGGAGGCUCUGAAGGGCGUGAUUCAUGUGCUGGAGACAGUGGAGGGCCUUUAAUGAUAAAUGAAAACAGUAACAAGGGUCCAGUGAUGGUGCAGUAUGGAAUAGUUUCAUUUGGCCCAAAGAAGUGUGCAUCUGAGGGCUAUCCAGGAGUGUACACAAGAGUGGCAUAUUACAUGGAUUGGGUACUUGACAAUAUGCAGCCGUGAAACUACAUUUUGUUUUCAUAAUGAAAACGAAGACCACAAUUGUGAUACCUGUUGUAUAUAUGGUACUGUUUCAAUAGCAAUGACUGUUUUUAUUUAUUUUUGGCUGUAUUGUGUGAUCUUUGUCAUGCUAUAGAGAUCAUUUACCAAGAUCUAGUGAAAUAUUUUCAGAGUGUAUAUUCUGUAUAUAUGGUAAUUAUGCACCUCUAACGAGGUGCUACGAGGUGCGGCUAGAAAAAAACCGGACUGAUGCUGGAAAAACAUUUAUUUACAAUUAUUUACAAUUUCAUGUGAUCUCCUUCAAUCUACUCUCCUCCUCAGUCUCUACACUGCUCCAUACGAAUUUUCCACUGUUCAUUGCAAUGCUGCAGAUCAUUUUCGGUAAGUCCAUACAUUACUUCCGUCGCUUUUUCUUUUACUGCUUCAACAGUCUCAAAUCUAGUUCCUUUCAAAGCUGACUUGACUUUAGGGAAAAGAAAAAAGUCACAGGGGGCCAAAUCAGGUGAGUAGGGUGGAUGAUCUAAGAUGGGAAUGUUGUGUUUUGCCAAAAACGUCUUCACUGACAACACACUGUGAGCUGGGGCAUUGUCUUGGUGAAGGAUCCAUGACUUUUUUUCUCCACAAAUCAUUCCGUUUUCUCCGUACUCGCUCGCGUAGGGUAGCCAGGACGCUAAUGUAGUAAUGCUGAUUCACUGUUUGUCCCUCUGGUACCCAAUCAAUGUGCACAAUCCCUUUGAUGUCA
Schistocerca serialis cubense is the source of this 1953-nucleotide messenger RNA. Its product is annotated as CLIP domain-containing serine protease HP8-like. The transcript has 7 exons. Gene Ontology annotation, biological process: proteolysis. The record is from RefSeq and is a predicted model, not a curated record. Bases 57 to 1214 code for a protein of 385 amino acids. Gene Ontology annotation, molecular function: serine-type endopeptidase activity. Lineage: Eukaryota; Metazoa; Arthropoda; Insecta; Orthoptera; Acrididae.